Molecule: messenger RNA, 2178 nt
Organism: Arachis stenosperma
Lineage: Eukaryota; Viridiplantae; Streptophyta; Magnoliopsida; Fabales; Fabaceae
Exons: 9
Coding region: 206-2050 (614 amino acids)
Cellular component (GO): plasmodesma; plasma membrane
Source: RefSeq, a predicted model, not a curated record
UGUUUCCCAACCCAAGAUUUUCCCAUUUUCCCACCAUUAAUCUCUCUCUCUCUCUCACAACUGUGUCCCACACUCACAGGCACACAUUGCCAUUUCCCAGUGGCACUGAAGUGAGUACCAACUAGACACAAACUCUUCUUAGCUCUCUUCAACUCGCAAGCUACUUUGUUGUUGUUUUCUUCCUUGAUCUCACUCACUAACACACAUGAUGUCAUCAAGCUACCACAACCACCACCUGCAUUGUUGUGUUCUCCUCACAUUCUUCAUUUUCCACUCUUCUACUUCCUUUGUUCUCUCACAAAAAGGCCUUUACUUUCCAACUUCAGUUUUUGUAGGGCAAGAAAAUGGAGGAAAUGCUGUAAGGCUUUCUUCUAAGGGGUUAAAGCCAGAGAGGUAUAUUGGGUUUGAAAUUGCAGCAGAACCAUUUGAGAGCCCUCCAUUUCCCUUAGCUGCAGAGAGAACAAGAAGAAAAGACCCUCUUGAUGGCUUCAAAGUCUAUACAAAUGGAUGGAAUAUCACUGACCACCAUUAUUGGGCUUCAGCAACAUAUACUGCAGUUCCGAUAUUCGUCAUUGCAGCAAUCUGGUUCUUGGGAUUUGGCUUGUGCUUGUUGCUCUUCGUCUCUUCUUACUUGUGUCGUAAGCGUGAGCCUUAUGGUUACUCUUCAACAUGCUAUGUUCUCUCCCUUAUUCUCCUGAUAUUAUUCACAAUUAUAGCAAUGAUCGGAUGUGCAGUCCUCUACAUUGGACAGGGGAGUUUUCAUCGUAGUACAACGAAAACGUUGCAAUAUGUCGUAGAUCAAGCCAAUUCUGCCCAGGACAAACUCAGGAGUGUCUCGGAUAAUCUUGUUCAAGCAAAGCAGGUUGGAAUUGAUAGAGUUUUUCUCCCGGCUAAUGUUCAAACCGAUAUUGAUGCGGCGCAAACAAAGAUCAAUGCUGCAGCUGGCACACUUGCUGAGCAAACAAAGGAGAACUCCGACAACAUACAAGAUCUCUUAGAUUCUGUGAGGAUGGCACUUAUCAUCAUAGCUGCUGUUAUGAUAGUCUUGACAUUUCUUGGAUUUUUGUUCUCAAUAUUUGGCCAACAGCUCCUUGUGUAUAUCUUGAUCAUCGCAGGAUGGAUUCUUGUUACCGGUACCUUUAUAUUAUGCGGCUUGUCCCUCGCUCUCCACACUGUGACAACAGACACUUGUGUAGCGAUAAAUCAGUGGAACAUGCUUCCCAGUGCCACUGAAAGCACAGCCAUGGAUGAGAUUAUGCCAUGCUUGGACAAAGCCACUGCAAAAGAAACAUUGCUAAGAAGCAAAGAAGUAACUUCUGAGCUAGUCAAUUUGGUCAACCAGAUCAUCACAAAUGUUUCCAACAUAAAUUUCGCCCCAAAUUUCACGCCUCUGUACUAUAAUCAAUCCGGUCCGUUGAUGCCGCUCCUUUGCGAUCCGUUCCGGCCUGAUCUGACUGAUAGACAGUGUGAUCCUCGUGAAGUGAGCGUAAGCAAUGCUACAGAGGUUUAUAGCAACUUUGUGUGCCAAGUUUCACCAUCUGAGAUAUGCAUAACCCAAGGACGAUUAACCCCUACAUUCUCCACCCAAGUUACCUCUGCAAUAACCGUCGCAAACGCCUUGAACAACAAUGCUCCUUCCCUUGUUCAGUUACAAGACUGCACCUUCGUUCUCGAAAUUCUUACCGAGAUAUCAACCAACCAUUGUCCUGAUCUAAGCCGUUACUCCAAAUGGAUCUACAUUGGAUUGGUUAUGAUCUCUUUCUCCGUUAUGUUCUCUUUGAUCUUUUGGUUUGUGUAUGUAAGAGAGCGAAGACACCGUUUGUAUGCAAAAGAAUCUAAAGGAUAUACUCCUCCGCGAACACCAGCACGGGGAUGGAUACCAGGACGAGCACAACCACCACCUCCACCACCACCACGACCGGCUAGAAGAUCGUUGCCAGCACCGGCGCCACGAAGAUCGUUGCCAGCACCACCACAGCGACCUGCACUACCGGCACCAUCAGUACAUGCGCUUGAGCUUGCUCAAGUCCCUGCAUGGGGACAAGGAUGAUUAAGAAAACUAUGUUACUGCCAUGUCCUAGAAUUAGGUGCAAGAACUUGUUUUAGCUACUUUUUGUGUAUUGUUUGUAAUUUUGUAACAUCUUUGUAUGACACUGACACUGGUAAGAAUUUGUAAUG